ACUAAAGUACCUAUUUGAGAAAUAAGUAGGAAAAUAAUAUAAAAAAUACACAAUUCAAAUGUUUCAGUGGCAUUAACGUUUAAGAAUUAAAUUCUUGUAUCCAAGAUGGAAAUCGAUGACGAAGAUGUUGUCGCAGACGGUACAGAUUUGCAAAAGUAUUUGAAUGCGGUUGGAUACUCUGAAUUUGAAGUUUCUAAACGAAAACCUAUUGAAAAUUUUUGUCCAGUUGAAGAGCAAAAAUAUCCAAGGAAAAUAAUGAGAUCAAUCCAAAAUCAAAAGGAUUUUGGAUUGUGUGUAACAUUAAUCAAGAUGAUCAUGGAGAGUCAACUUAUUUUCAAAGAAGAUACUUUAUUUAUUAAGGAAUUCAUUCCAUCAGAUCACUUAAAAUAUCCUCUAUUUCUUACAAAAMGGAAAAGUGUUACUCUACUUAUAUUAUUCGUAUUUUGUGGUCUUAUGAACAUGUUUUUUUCAAAAUACUGGGAUGAAUGGACAACAAUAGGCAUGUUCAUUUUUUGGUUUGGUUGUGUGUUUAUGGACGUAUUGUAUAACUUAAACCAAAGUAGAACAAUUAAAAAUACUGUUAUGAAAACCAUCCAAUCCAUGGAAAAAUUAUCUCUGCUGAUACAAAAGUCUACUCAUUUUCUUCAAGAAUGUAACAAUCUCCAUAAUAGUUGUUUUCAUACAUAUGCUGGUAAAAACCCUAAUGCCUUCAAAUACUUAUUGAUGCCAGAAUUAAAAUAUUUACUUAUAACUGUGUUACAAGAUUUGAUCAAUAAUCUUGUACAUAAUGUAUCUGAAGUUCACUCAUUUUUUCCUCUAAAAGAUUCUGUUUCCAACAUUGUUUAUUUGUACCGUACAGAUUGCAAAAUUGAUUUAAAAAACACUUCAAUUGAAAAUAUAAAUAAAGCCAAGUACACUUAUUUUUUACUACAAUCAGAAUUCUUGAAACAGUCAGCAUUAUGUUUAUGUCCAGUAUUAUGGACUCCUUACAGUUAUUUUCAAGUAAAUCGUCUAAUUGAAACUAUUGGCAAAAUUGAAGAAGUGUAUUCAAGCUCAUAUAAUGUUUUAUAUGAUGAGUAUAAUAUUUAUUCAAUUUUUAAAAAUAAUGCAAUGAAACAUAGUAAACAACCAAUUCAAGGUACGAAUAUAAAUUCUGAUCUUAAAGUGAAAAUAUAUAGUAUUCGACAGUUUUUACAAAACAUGAUGGUGCAUGUACGGUUCAUGGAAGACUCGAUUGAAAGCUCUUCAGCAAACAACAUUGAUGAUAUAAAUAGUACACUGAAUGUUUUGGUAAAAGAAGUCAGUGUUUUUAAUGAACUUAUUUCAACUCUACAAAUUAACAUUCUGAAAAGAAAUAAUAAUCAAACAGAUAAAACUUUAUUAACUAAUGAUUCUUUUGAAGUAACUGAACAUAUAGAUACAGAAACCAAUGAAACAAUCAAAGAAGUUUGUGAAGAUGAAUUAUUUUUUGGUGUAUCUGAAGAACCUACUGAACAAGUAGAAAAUACAUUUUAUAAUGAAGUAAUAUUUGAUAAGUCUAACAAUCAUAAUUUAAUGUUAGAAUUGAAAGUGGCGCUUAAAGAUAAACAAGCUGAAUGGAAAGAACGAGAAUGCAAGUUGUUAGAAAAACAUCCACAGUUAAAUGAAUUGUCUGAUGACGAUGAAUGUAAUGAGAGACAAGAACGGUAUAUAAAUAAAGUGCGUAAAGUCGCAUUAGACUUGCCUCAAGAUGAAAGAUUUUCUAUGCAAUUACCUAGUAAAAGCUUUGCUAGUGAAAUAGCCAUGGUUGCUUGUAAACGGAAUACAGCAAUUGAGUGUUUUGGAGAUGAUUCUGAUUCGAGUUUAUCAAUAGACUUAAAUGAUUCUUAAUUUUAGUUUACAUUAAUCACUGAAUUUGUGGAUAAGAUUAAUGAUUAUGUUACAAAAUUGGCAUCUUACUGGAUAGAUAAAAUAUAAUUGCAAAAAAUACCGGACACUGAAAUAAGAAGAAUUAAUCAUUAAUUUUUUUUUAUAGGUUCUUAAAAAAAAACUAUCAGUGACUCAAAAAUGCAGUUAUAACACUUUCCCAAAAGACUAAGAACUGCGAUACGGAUUUCUAACCAUAAUUUAACAUUUUUUUGGAUUGAGUCAGGUAAUUUAAUUAAUUGAAAUAAUCAUCUAAGUUGCAGGUGAUUUAAACAAUGACGUGAGAUUACAAUGUACAUGUGUGCUUCUAAAAUAUUUGAAUGCUAUUAAGAUUUUUUAAAAAUUGUAUAAACUAAGGCUGAACCGAUAAGCAAACCAAUAUCAGCUAAAUCAGUUUUAUCGAUAUUGGUUUUUUUUAACAAUCCAAUAUUAGAACUAAUAGAAGGAAAAAAAUUAAUAAAUGCAUCAUCUAGUAUUUUAUUAGCUCUGUGUGUGGUUAUACUGUAAAUGUAUUAACAACCAUAUUGACAAAUAAAAUAUUAUUGAUUCAUGCUUUUAGAUAUAAAUUCAAAGUUUCAAAUGUAUUAUAUUAUAUUAUUGGUUAAAAGUGAUCGGCUCACCUCUUGGUUAGAUAAAUUGAUCAAUGUUGAACAUAUCAUAUUCAGAAAAUGUAUGUGAUAUAUUAAGAAUAAAAAUUAAAAAUAUAUAUGUAUAUAUGACUUGAGAUUAUAAAUGAACCUAUAAUUCAAUUUCAACUUUACACAAUACAGUUUAAUGUUUUUAUUAGAACUAUGUUAACAGAUAUGUUUGAAAAUGAACCAUAAGUUCAUAAAAUGCAAUACAUCUGUAAUUAUGUUAUUGUUUAUUUUAUUAUUAUUAAAAUCUGGUCAAAACCAUAAUUAAUGAUCAUUUAUUUUGUUUAAAAUAAAAUAAUAGAAAUAAUAAAAAUAUAUAUAUAGAAUUUGUACACUAAUGACAAUAAUCCACCCUGUAUUGGGAGCACAACAACAAUAAAAAUAUGAACAAAAAUAUAUUAAAUAACUUUGACAAUAAUCAAUAUAAUAUAUACAGU
This is a messenger RNA of Diuraphis noxia (Russian wheat aphid), 2977 nucleotides long. RefSeq lists its product as uncharacterized. NCBI's taxonomy places the organism in Eukaryota, Metazoa, Arthropoda, Insecta, Hemiptera, Aphididae. The record is from RefSeq and is a predicted model, not a curated record.